This is a messenger RNA of Manis javanica (Malayan pangolin), 1737 nucleotides long. RefSeq names its product regulator of G protein signaling 8 (gene RGS8). Lineage: Eukaryota; Metazoa; Chordata; Mammalia; Pholidota; Manidae. The record is from RefSeq and is a predicted model, not a curated record.
CUGUGCACAAGCCGAGAGGAACCCAGCCAGGGGGAGCCGCAUGUUGCAGCCGCUCUGCUAGGCGCCCAGGGGAGGUGAGGUGGGCCGGCCCUCUGCCAACCUCUGCCUCGUACCAGGAGGUGGCUGGCUGUCACUCAGAGCCUCACCGAGCCAUGCCCAGCAGGGGCCCAGACCAGCCACACCUUCCAGCUGCCCUGCUCACCGCCAGACAGGUGAUCCUGACCCUGUUGGUCCAGGGACCACACCCGGAGAACUACUGUACUAGCAGGGAGAGAGAAUCCUCCUUUUGGAACUGAAACAGGCAGCGUGAAGAUCCAUGUGGAGCUCCUUAACCUGCAGCCUCUCUGACCAUCCAGUUGGCAAGGCCCACAGGCCAUGAGGACUAGUCAAAGACAGUGAGUGGACGUGAAAGGGUAAAUCCCUGUGCCCCGCAGUCUUACCUCCCGCCCUGACGUCCCUGCACAGCAGCCAGAGGGGUAAUCGUAAGCGGGUGCCUGUAUGGCCGCUUUACUGAUGCCACGCAGGAACAAAGGGAUGAGGACUCGACUGGGAUGCCUGUCUCACAAGUCAGAUUCGUGUAGUGAUUUCACAGCUAUUCUUCCCGACAAACCCAACCGUGCUCUAAAGAGAUUAUCUACAGAAGAAGCUACCAGGUGGGCAGAUUCCUUCGAUGUACUUCUCUCCCAUAAGUAUGGGGUGGCUGCAUUCCGCGCCUUCUUGAAGACGGAGUUCAGCGAGGAGAACCUGGAGUUCUGGCUGGCCUGUGAGGAGUUCAAGAAGACCAGGUCAACUGCAAAACUGGUCUCCAAGGCGCACAGGAUCUUUGAGGAGUUUGUGGAUGUGCAGGCUCCGAGGGAGGUAAACAUAGACUUCCAGACUCGAGAAGCCACGAGGAAGAACAUGCAAGAACCAUCCCUGACUUGCUUUGACCAAGCCCAGGGAAAAGUACACAGCCUCAUGGAGAAAGACUCCUACCCCAGGUUCCUGAGGUCCAAAAUGUACUUAGAUUUGCUGUCCCAAAGCCAGAGGAGGCUCAGUUAGACCUCAGAUGGAGACUCGUGGAGAUCGCCAGCUUUCCCCCUCUGUUUGCUGCCCAGACCAUAUCUAAUGUGAAAUGUCAUAGGUGUUCAAAAGCAGUGGCAGGUUGGGAGGCUGGGGGUGACAAAAGGAUGAAGGGCCAUUCCAAAGUGUGAUCCAGCCACUGGAGCAUGGACUCUAUUCUGUUCGCCCAUGUUUGUGUUUUGGUGAGUGGUAGCACCUUGCCGCUGUCACCCUUCUCUGGGUCAGCAGCUUGCCCCCCAUAAUGCCCUGGGUCAUCCCCAUUGAGAAGGCAGAUCUGCUAUGCUGGGCUAAUCUGUAAAUAAUGCAAAUGCAGUUUCCACCAAUUCCAUGCCCUCCUCAGAUAGGAUUCCUGACUCUCCAACUCGUUUUAUGCCCCUGUGAGGAAUAUCUGGAAGACUCUGGCUCACAUUUGUGAUUUGCUCUCACAAUGUAAUGGCCAGUCUGGGUGCUGGGACUUUGCAGUUUAGGAGAGAGGACUCUGUGGAAUCCCAGGUUUCUAGCACUGACAUUGACAGGUGGCCUCUGGGAAAAGGGGCAAAUGCUAUGGAGUUGGCUGUUUUUUCCAUUUCCAUUGGACCAGUGUGAAAAGCUGUGAUCACUGCCCAUCUUAGACUAUGAAAUUCACAAAACUACCCUACCCUUGAAAUUCCAGAAAGGGUCUUGGGAGAUACCCUU